UGCAAUGCACAAAGUGCUAAACGCGUUGGUAGGAGUUACAGCACAUCAGCUCAAAAUGUCGGCCAACUUGGACAAACCAGAAUUGGAGGUAGCUCCGUCAAGUGAGGACACCGCUAAACAGGCUGAAAGUAAUCAAGAAACAGCAAUGGUGACAGAAAGUAAGACAGAAGUAGUUGCAAAGACUGAGAAGACUGAAAAAGAGUCUGAGCUGGACAAAUAUUGGAAGGCAGUGAAGGAGAACCCUAAUGACUUCACUGGUUGGACGUACCUGCUGCAGUUUGUUGAACAAGAGAAAUCCAGCUUAAUGCAGUAGAGUAUGUGGCACCCAAAAAUGUACAGAACAACUUAAAAGCAGCAGAGGAGGCUUAUGAUGCAUUCUUCAGUCACUACCCAUAUUGCUAUGGUUACUGGAAGAAAUACAGCGAUAUGGAGAAGAAAUUUACUGACAUUGACCGAGCUUUAGCGGUGUUUGAGCGUGGAGUAAAGGCUAUCCCAUUGAGUGUUGAACUAUGGCUGCAUUACCUCAACUUCUACAUCACUGAGUUUGGUUCCAAUGAAGAUGGGGAGGAGAAGAUACGGAAACUUUAUGAGAGGUCAAUCACAGCAGCUGGCACUGACUUCCGCUCCGAUAAACUCUGGGACUCCUAUAUAUCCUGGGAAAAUAUGCGACACAACAAGAAGAAAGUGACACAGUUAUACAAACGAUUAUUGUCAAUUCCCACACAGCUAUACAGCCAUCACUAUGACAAUUUCAAGAAGCAUGUUAUGGAAAACCACCCAAAGGAUAUCUUGAGUCUGGAUGAGUUCUUGAAGUUGCGGCAAGAGGUUGUCAAGGCCGGCACUGUGAAGGUAGAUGAGGAGGAUGCUGGUGCUGAGGUCCCACCUGGGGAGGAUGCACCCCCUGGUGUGGAUGCACCACCAGGGGAAGAAGCUGUGGGAGGGAUGGCUGAUGAAGAUGAAGCCAAGAAACUGCGAGAGUGGAUCUUGGAACACCAAGAGACAAUCCACAGACUGAAUGAGGAUGAAGUCAGCAAGAGAUGGACUUAUGAGGAAGCUAUUCGUCGCCCAUAUUUCCAUGUGAAACCUCUGGAAAGAGCUCAGCUGAAGAACUGGCGGGAAUACUUGGACUUUGAGAUUGAAAAUGGAUCCCAUGAGCGAGUGGUUGUGCUGUUUGAGAGGUGUAUGAUCGCAUGCGCACUUUAUGAAGACUUUUGGAUGAAAUAUGCCAAAUACCUAGAACAGCACAAUGUAGAUGGGGUAAGGAGCGUGUACCAGCGUGCCUGUACAAUCCACCUGCUGAAGAAGCCGUACAUUCACUUGUCUUGGGCUGCAUUUGAGGAGAGACAAGGCAAUUACCCAGAGGCAAGUGAUGUCCUGUCAAACAUUGAGAAAAAUGUGCCAAAUCUUGUAAUGGUGUCAAUGCGACGAAUCAGUCUGGAGCGUCGCCAGGGCAACCAUGAAAAUGUCGAGAACUUGUACCAAUCCUACAUCACCAAAGCUGCAUCACCAGCCAUCAGAUCUUUCUACUCAAUCAAAUUUGCACGCUAUCUGAGGAAGAUUAGGGGUAAUGUAGAGAAAGCACGAGAAGUCUUGUCAGAAGCCCUGGAAAAAGAUAAGAAGAAUGAGAAGUUGUUCUUACAGCUUCUUGACCUUGAGUAUCAGACACAACCAAUUGAAGAGCAACGAGUCCUGGAUGUGUUCAGCAAUGCUCUCAAGAGUGACCUGUCUGCAGAUUUUAAGGUGAAGGUUUCACAGAGGAGAAUGGAGUUCCUUGAAGACUUUGGUACCUGUAUUCAGAGAAUAACAGAUGCCUAUGAUGAACAUCAAAAACUUGUGAAAGACCAUAAUAGUGAUAGAAAGAAGAAGCACCCAGAUUCCAUUGAUGAUAAUCAUGCACCUCCAGAGAAGAAACAUAAACAUGAUAAAUACAAGUCGGAGACAAACGGCAGUAGUGCAACAGGAGAUGCCUCAAGUCAUCACACAUCAGCUGACGCCAACACCUACAACUACCAUUGGCCCAGCUACUCAAAUUCAUAUGCCCCCUACCACUCUCACUAUGGAGCGUAUGGAUCAUACGGCUCCUACUACCCAUCGUAGACUACAUGACAGUCAUGACUCCAUACUUUCCAGAUAUAAGGUGGUUCUGAAUGUGUUUAAUGCGGAGUACAACUCUGGCCUUCAUUACCAUGGACAGAAGGCUGCAUCGGUGCUGUGGUGGUCAACCAGCUGGAUCACCAAUUUCUCGUUUCUUCUUCACAAGUUUUCUGUGUAUAUUUUUUAGGUGUAUUUGGGUUUUUGGUUUGGUAAAAAUACCAUAUACAAUAUAUAUUUCAAUCAAAAAUACCAAAGUCUUAAAAUAUUUUUGUGAGCAUUAAAUGUUACUGGAUUUCAUAUUUUGUACCCGUGUAGUUUUGGGGUUGAUUUUUUUUUUACAUAUAUCCAGACUCUUGUACAUUUCCAUUCUAUUCAGUAAUACAUAUAUACCUGAAGGAUUUGUCAUGAAAACAUCACUUGACUUAUUAAACAUAUUCUUAAUUUGACUUUAAAGCGUUCAGUUAUAAGAGGGGGUUAUGGGUGGGAGGGGUGGCCUGCGAUCUAAGGAGAUGCAGUACAGACUUCAGUCCCUUACCUGUGCCUGGAUAGGUUGAUCAUGUGUUUUGGGUUCUUUUUGGUCGUGUAAUGAUACAGCAAUACAGUAUUUAUUGCAGUAUGAGGCUCAAUAUAAUACAUUGAUUUACAACUCAUGUUUCACAAUACAUAUGCCACAUAACAAAUUAUAUUUAUAUAGAAACAUGUUGGUUUGUUCAAGUCACACUUGAUGCAGAUUCUCUAGUAUUUCCUGGUUGGCUAUAAAUAACAGAAUCUUCACAGUACAUAAUUAAUGGACAUAAUUAAUGUUUUAACUGGUAUUGAAUUUUAUCUUUUACAACUGAUGAUUUUGUAAAGUAUUAUGGGUUGUGUCCUUGUAUUUUUAAGAUUAUUGUUUUAUUUUUCUCAUGCAUUACAUUGACCACGUUUCCAGUGGGUGUAUGUUGGUUGGUACUAAAAGCACAAGAAAACAACAAACAGUAAUUCAUUUGGCCAGGAAGUUGCCUUCAACCUUUCACUUCCUUAUAAAAAUUUCAAAAUAUGCGUCCACAAUUUUUGGGAGCGUACUCUGGCUUUUAUUCAUCAUACUGUUGUAGACACUAUAUUUAGGCAUAAAGUCAGGUUGUAUUAGUGGUGAGGUAAGUGAUUUAUAAAACUAUUGUUUCAAGAACAAAGCAGCAAAUGAUAUCAUUUUGUCUUGAAAUGGAAUCCUGUAUAUUUCACUUUAAUAAUACGCCCAGGGCUAUGUUUUGUGCCUGUUAUGACCUUGUCGCCAAAUGAAAGUACAUACAUGUACAUGUACAUUCUAUAGAUGCCAUACAAGGGAGAUUGGUUGUGCAAAAUGCAUUAUUAUCUGAAAACUACAUACAUAUUAUGAAAACAUGACAUUGCAUGAAUUAUUAAUAGGGUAAAAGGUACUACAAAAUGGACAUUGUGCCAAAGGUCUCCAUACAACAGAGGUGGGGAAAUCUAAACCACCAAAUGAAUAUUCCUCAAUUUAAAGGUGUACUAUAGAAUCCUCCAGGGUAUUUUCUUUAUUUUUUCAACUUUCUGAAAUCCAGGCUCAUUGAAGGUAUCAAAUCAUUUAAAUUGAGAGUGACUUUAAUCAUUGUCAAAGUGUACAUUGUUUUGGUUACAACAAUUACCAUAAUUGUUAAGAAAUGAAUGUGUCGUGGUUAUAUUCUUUUAAUGCUGCAGUGUUGUGGCAGGUCAUUGUAUGAAUGUUUAUUGUGUACUGGAAUGGAACUUGUUUGAAAAUGAUCUUUUAAUGCAUUGUCUGUAUGCACUGCAAUAUUGAGUAGAAUGAUCAUAAAUAAAUUCUAAUACAUAAACCUGUUAUAACAAGGGACAUUUUGGAUGCAAGAGAAAAUGAAAGAUGACUGUUGCCAUGGUUUCAGGUCUUGUCUUUGAAACUUUGCUCACAGAUACCAGAAUUCAGUACAAUUGUUUUAUAAUGUUAUUUGAGAUGAAAAAGUGCAUUUAUGUAAGUGAUGAAGGGUUCAUUUUCACACAUGGUUUGUCUGUUAGAGGUUGAGGUAUGCAAGGGAAUCAAUGCAUUUAUGCUUCAGUUUUUUGUGAAGUAAGUUGUUAUUUGAGUGACAAUGUCAAGAUGUUAAAAUAAAGUUGAUUGCAAA
Molecule: messenger RNA, 4223 nt
Organism: Haliotis rubra (blacklip abalone)
Lineage: Eukaryota; Metazoa; Mollusca; Gastropoda; Lepetellida; Haliotidae
Product: pre-mRNA-processing factor 39-like
Exons: 16
Coding region: 427-2097 (556 amino acids)
Biological process (GO): mRNA 5'-splice site recognition; RNA processing
Cellular component (GO): commitment complex; U1 snRNP; U2-type prespliceosome
Molecular function (GO): protein binding
Source: RefSeq, a predicted model, not a curated record